Xylaria bambusicola is the source of this 1958-nucleotide messenger RNA. Its product is annotated as mediator of RNA polymerase II transcription complex subunit 8-domain-containing protein. Gene Ontology annotation, cellular component: core mediator complex; mediator complex. Bases 582 to 1346 code for a protein of 254 amino acids. The record is from RefSeq and is a predicted model, not a curated record. The transcript has 4 exons. Lineage: Eukaryota; Fungi; Ascomycota; Sordariomycetes; Xylariales; Xylariaceae. Gene Ontology annotation, molecular function: RNA polymerase II cis-regulatory region sequence-specific DNA binding; transcription coregulator activity. Gene Ontology annotation, biological process: regulation of transcription by RNA polymerase II.
CAAUGGUCGAUGCAGAGUACUCGUGACCGGCCAUUUACAUGUGACGAUCAGAUCAGCCCCUCACCUCCCUCCCUCUUCCUGGCCCUCUCCCUGUCUCCGCCCUGUCCUUCGUCGCCAUCACGUCUCUUUCGGGAAUAGCAAGCUCGGAUCCCUGUGCAGUCCAUGUGGUAGUCAUGUGGUAGUCCGGCAGGUACGGUGCAGGGCCGGGCUCUCAGCGUUGAUUUCUCCGAGGCUGGUGUGGCAGACCAUAUGCGCUAGAGCGUAUUCGGCCUAGUUUAUCCAGCUCGCAUGGAUCUUUUCCCCAAACUUCAUCUCUACCUUCUUUUAAUCCUCAUCUUCAUCGCUGAUAGCAUCAUCACGCUUAGACGGCGAUCUUCAAUUAGCGUCACAACCCUUCUUAAAGCUUGCGCUAUAAUCCACUUGCUCACUGCUGUGUGUCGUAUAUCCAUAGAGAAACCAAUUCAAGCCAUUGCCUACCGUCGAAACAGUCUAGAACAGUCUAGUUGUACAAGAGCGCUGUCGUUGCGCCACGUCCGGCAAUUCAUAGCUCGAUCCUCGCAGUAACCUGAUUCCAUCACACCAUGUCCUCACUUGGACUGAGCCAGGAGGAAUUGAAGGCGGUCGAACAGACGCGCCAGCGUCUCUCACAGCUCUCUAGCAGUCUCAACUCCCUCAAGAAUGAUGUAUUCAUCAGUAAUCCACUGCCCAACUUAGACUCCCUCCAGGCCUCCGCAGACAUCCUGAAUCACAAUGUGCACGCGAUACUCGAGAUCCUAGCCCAGAACAAUGCCCUCUUCAGCCGUGUCGCCAUUCAUCCGUCUACAAACUUUCCAGGCCGAACGCAAGAGAACAUUCUCCUACAGCUGCUUCGUAAGAAGCCAGAGCCUGACGUCGAAGCCACUAUUGAUAAAGGAAGGCAGACUCUCGUCAACAUGCCUUUGCCUGGGAACGCGGGGUUGGGUGGUGCGGUCAAUUCAAACAAAGAGAAAGAAACUGCACUCAGCGAGAUUUGGGGUACCACACGCAAUUCAUGCCAAGAGCGCAUCGCCGAAUACGUUGUGAACGAGGAAGGCGACUAUUUCACUGCCGAGGAACAUGAGAUUGGCAUCGAGAACGUUCGAACGGGCCUCCAGCGCAGCUUCGAGGACGAGUACGAGGAUGAGGACGAGGAAAUGGAAGAUGACGAAACGAACGCCGCUCCGAAGGGAGGCAGUGCUGAGCCUGACCUUAUGAUCAUCGAUCGCCCACCUCCACCGCCGGCUCCUGCUGUUACCACGCAAGAAGUCGAAGGGGCGACGCUCGAGACCGUUUUGCGGCUUGCUACUCGUGGUCGGUUCGCCGGUUAGAAGCGUUCCUUUCCCGUUUACAUAGUGCUUAGGUGUCCUAGAGCGUACAAGUCUCAUCCUAUCUUUGAUCAAAAUGGGAUGGAAAACAAGAUUUUUAUAAUAAUACCUUUUGAUGCAACGGGGAUAGCUUCGGCCAGUCAAUUCAUAUUGGCUAACCGAUAUGUUGUGCAACUAAAUUAAAGUUGCACAAUCUCUCAAAUUGAUGGGUCGAGUGUACAAUUGCAAAUAGUGAAAUUAUGCAGAUCUAGUUCGGUAAUGAAGUCACUUUGAUGAUGAAUAUAGUGCCGCGACGCGUUGCGUUGUUUAGUCACGAAGUACCUAUGUCUGUUUAGUUGUUGGAAGGUCUGGCGCGCCCUUGUACUUAUCUUUCCGUAACCAUCGAUCCCAUAGGGUUAUAGCGCUAUUCACUGUCUCCAGGAUAUUCAUCAGGUUCAUCACGGUCUUUACUACGAAGUAGCGCCCAUUUUCGCGACUGUCUUACUCUCGAUUCCUAACUGCAUUGAUCUAUGGCGUUUUCGGCGUCUCCCCGGGCCGUACUCUACAUUUAACUUUAGCUCUGUAGUAGUGCAUCUAAAGGAAAUGGCGAAAGCACGUGCCUUUGUUUAAUGGGCU